This is a messenger RNA of Trypanosoma grayi, 345 nucleotides long. RefSeq lists its product as hypothetical. The transcript has a single exon. The record is from RefSeq and is a predicted model, not a curated record. NCBI's taxonomy places the organism in Eukaryota, Euglenozoa, Kinetoplastea, Trypanosomatida, Trypanosomatidae. Bases 1 to 345 code for a protein of 114 amino acids.
AUGCUUCUCAUCCCGGCGUCAGGUACGGCACUGCUGUCGAGGCGGUACGGUCGGUACCAGCUGCUGCAGCAACGCAGCGAUGGGGUAGUCCGUGAGAUGAGGGAAACGUACGAUGGGGCAGAAGAGGUGGAGAAAAAGAAACAACGUGGUUCAGCGUUGCUUCAGGUGGCGGAGGUGGCGAGUCGCCCGGUUUUCGCGGCGCUUCUACAACGCACGGUGAUGCCAGUGGUGUCGUACUCCGUGUGUGGCGGCGUGCCGCUCGCGUACGUGUGCGACGCAACAGACGUCGCCGGCACGUGGGUGGAGCCGACGCUGGCGGUGUCGCUGCCGGUGGGCGGAGGAUAG